Molecule: messenger RNA, 1935 nt
Organism: Rattus rattus (black rat)
Lineage: Eukaryota; Metazoa; Chordata; Mammalia; Rodentia; Muridae
Gene: Cbx3
Product: chromobox 3
Exons: 6
Coding region: 283-834 (183 amino acids)
Biological process (GO): chromatin organization; negative regulation of transcription by RNA polymerase II
Cellular component (GO): pericentric heterochromatin; nucleus
Molecular function (GO): chromatin binding
Source: RefSeq, a predicted model, not a curated record
CCUCCGCCGCCCUGCCUGCCUUCCCCCACCCUCGGGAGACCCCCGGGCGCCACGCAGCGAACGGUGAGCGGCGCGCGCGCCGCCCCCCGCAGAACGCGUUCCCGGCGGGCCCCGCGCGGCCAGGGCGUGGGCGGUGCCUCCCCCUCCCCCCCAGCGGAGCUGCCCGCGCCCCCUCCCCUCGGAUGUGGCUGAGCUGAAGCGCGCAGGCGGGAGACUCUGCAGGAUCCGCGGCCCUGAGCAUCUGAGCGGUGAACUCUUCAAGUCUCCGAUUAAAUUUUAAAAAUGGCCUCCAAUAAAACUACAUUGCAAAAAAUGGGAAAGAAACAGAAUGGAAAGAGUAAAAAAGUUGAAGAGGCAGAGCCUGAAGAAUUUGUGGUAGAAAAAGUACUGGACCGUCGUGUAGUGAAUGGGAAGGUGGAGUAUUUCCUGAAGUGGAAGGGGUUCACAGAUGCUGAUAAUACUUGGGAACCAGAAGAAAAUUUAGAUUGUCCAGAAUUAAUUGAAGCAUUUCUUAAUUCUCAAAAAGCUGGUAAAGAAAAAGAUGGUACAAAAAGGAAAUCUUUAUCUGACAGUGAAUCUGAUGAUAGCAAAUCGAAGAAGAAGAGAGAUGCUGCUGACAAGCCCAGGGGCUUUGCCAGGGGCCUUGACCCUGAGCGAAUAAUCGGUGCCACAGACAGCAGUGGAGAGCUAAUGUUUCUCAUGAAAUGGAAAGACUCAGAUGAAGCUGACUUGGUGCUGGCAAAGGAGGCGAAUAUGAAGUGUCCUCAGAUUGUCAUCGCCUUCUAUGAGGAGAGGCUGACUUGGCAUUCUUGUCCCGAAGAUGAAGCACAAUAAUUGUUUGCAUUUAUAUAUAUAUAUAUAUGUUUAUAUAUAUAUAUAUAAUCUGGAUCUUGGGUUUUGAAUUACUAGUGUGGAAAAAAUAGCAUUCUAAUGAAAAUCAAGUUUGAUAUGCUGGUUUUGAAAGUAUUGACAGUAGUUGGGAUAUUUUUGGUUUUUGUUCUGCAUCAAAAGGCACUGAUUCCUUUGAGCAAGUGAGAGCUUUCUGUAGUUGCUUCCUUUAACAGUAGAAUAUUUGAUACCAUGUUGUAUUUCCUCAGCUUUGAAGAACAGCUUUUCUUAAUUGCUGGGGAGAUUUUACAGUCAUUACUCAAGUCAGAACUUAUUUUUAACUGGGACACAGAAGGACCAUUCUGGGUUUUUUUGUUUGUUUGUUCGUAUGCAGUGUAUGCAUAAAACACUUACAUAACCUGUCUGUUUUACCUUUUUUUUAAUACUCAAAAGAACCGAAUGUGAAAACACAAGUUGAUGAGAUUCCAUCACCGUGAACGUUCUCCUGAAACCAUAACCUUUCAGAAUAAGCAGAGUCUGUAAUUUAUUGGAUAGUUUAUUUACAGAAUGUUGUCCAUACCAACACCCCUUCAGGAAAUGGAAUUAGACAACAUAGUAGUAUGAUUUAAUAACAAGGCUUGGCCGAGUGUGGUGGUGCGCACCUUUAAUCCCAGCGCUCUGGAGGCAGAUGGAGCUCUGAUUUAAGAGGCCCCGGGUCUACAGAGGCAGGGCCAGGUCAGCCGGUCUGUGUAAAGGUUCCUCUAGUGAACCAUUCCUUUGUAGAAAGUUAAAAUCUGUAUUAAAAGGUUAUGAUUCAUGGAAUCUGUUUGAUGUGGAAAUAGAAUCAUGGUUGGAGCUGAUGUUGGCGAUUUAAGACCUGCUGACUAAGCGAGUGAACAAAAUCUGCUAAUAUCAAUUAGUGCCCUGCAUGCUUUUCCUUCACCCUGACUCAUUCCUUACUGGUAGGAUCGAUCUUUUCAGUAUUUGCGUUCUGGUCCAAUGAGCCAGAAAAGGAACUUUGUAGUGUCAGAACGUCAUCCAACUGUAUAUUUACUUUAUUGUAAAUAAUGGUGAACAGUGGUCAAUAAAUAGUUUUAUAUUCCUUUA